Messenger RNA from Xiphias gladius (swordfish), 1057 nucleotides. It is a transcript of the gene cd99l2, whose product is annotated as CD99 molecule-like 2. The record is from RefSeq and is a predicted model, not a curated record. The transcript has 9 exons. NCBI's taxonomy places the organism in Eukaryota, Metazoa, Chordata, Actinopteri, Istiophoriformes, Xiphiidae. Bases 125 to 790 code for a protein of 221 amino acids.
AACGCCUUGAAUGCGGCUUUCAUUGUUACUGAACAGAACGACAGGCUUCAGGCGCACUUAAAGGAAUCGGGGCUGUUCUAUUAUCAGUUUCUAUUGGGUGCUUGUGUUUGUGGAUACUGGAGUCAUGGAUAACAGCACUCUGUGGUGUCUGUGUCUGCUGCUGGCGCUGCUGCUGCCGCUGGAAGUCCUGAAUCAGGAUCCCCUUAACCUUGCUGAUGCUCUGGGUGGUGACGAUGAUGGUAAACCAUCAACCCCUGCGCUGAAUCCAGCAAUACCAGCAGGGGAACAAGGAGGAGAACUUCAUCGGGAGGAUUUAUCUAAAGUCAGUGGCACCACUUCUACCACCACCACCAAAGCCCCACCCAAGGUUAUGCCUAAGGUCCCCACAGGUGCCAAGGCCCCAGUCAAGCCCAAACCCAAGCCAGGUGAAUUUUCUGACAGUGAUCUGAUUGAUGUUAGUAAAGAUGACACCUACAAACCUGACAAAGGCAAAGGUGGUCUUCCAAGAGGUGACAGUGAUCAGAUUAACCAGUAUGAUGACAACACCGAGACAACAGCAGAGGUGGGCACCAUUGCAGGGAUUGUUAGUGCAGUUGCCAUGGCAUUGGUGGGUGCAAUCAGCAGUUACAUCUCCUAUCAGAAGAAGAAGCUUUGCUUCAGCAUACAACAGAGCCUGAACACUGACAUGGUGAAGGCUGAAAACCCUGAAGCUGUGGUGGCUACAGAUCCACAAGGACUAAUAUUGCAGCAGAAUCAGCAGCUGUGGAACACAUACAGUUUUCUAUUCUGACCUCACCACCAGGGAACUCCGUUCACCAUAAACUCUACUGAACAGUAAUCUCUCAUAGCAGCACGCAGUACAGCAUUUAUGAUGAAUAUGAUGUGCGGGAACAUACAAAACCAGCUGGAAAUCAUCAGUCACAUAAAAAAAGGUGCAUGUUUUUGUGUGAAAUCAGUGAGCUCUACUCUAAUCGAAAGGAUUGUUAGGGAGUCCAGGUACCUCUCUGAAAGACUGUUAGUUACACAUAUUUAAUGUGUGUACCAAAUAUUUAUGUAG